UUAUCCUUUGAAAACCGCCAUUGAAUUUUUGAACCCUAAACCUGCAAUUAUUUCCCCGCUCAUCCAAACGCGCAUUCCUUCUUUCUUAGAGAAGAAGAAACGAGUUUUUCAACCGUCUCGAUCCUAAUCGGUGCCGGCGUCUUUUGUAGGUAAAAAUCACUUUUUUCCCUAGAGAGAGAAAGAAAUUGAUUAAAUUUGUGCAUUUGUUGAUUUGGGUCUUUCGAGAUUUCGAUGUCUACUUCGACGGUUUCAUUCACCGCCAAUCCUGCUCUCGCUAAGAGGAGGCAAGUGUUGAUCGGUGAAGAGAAUAGAUCUAUUAAAGAAUUGGUAGUCGGCGAUGGAACCGCGACUUCGGGAGGAAAGGAGGAUUUCACUCGUUCAGUUCGGGGUGAAUUGGUUAUGGAAGCAACCAGAGACGUAAUACAUGUCAAGAAAUCUCUUCAGACUUCACCUCCUCGACGGUCAAGCCGAAAGCCGAAGACUGAAAGGCCUCGCUGGUUGACUAUAUUACGCGUUCUCACAAAGAAUCUUUCGAUCUUGAUUGUUUUAUUUGGAUUGGUUCAGAUGGUUCAGAAACUAGCCCUGCGUUCCGGCAAUGUAAGUGAUAAUCCUCCUAUUAAUGAUUCUUCUUCAGAAGAUAUUUCAGUUUUUAAGCAACGGUUAUUGGAAGUAGAAGAAUCUGUGAAAGCCUCUGCUAAAGUAACUGAAGGGAAAGUUGAAGUUGUGAAUCAAAAGAUUGAGAGUGAAAUAGGGGGUAUAAGGGUAGAUCUGAAUAAGAAAAUUGAGGAACAGGAGUUGAAGCUUACGAAUGAGUUGAAGAAAUUAGAUGGAAGAACCUCAAAUCUGGAGGAAUCCCUGGUUAAGUUGACCACCAAAGAGUGGUUAGCCAAAGAGGAAUUUGAUAUAUUCUUUGAUGAGUACAGAAAAGCCAGUGGACUUGACAACAGUAAUUCACAUCAUAUUAGCCUUGAUGAUAUGAGAGCUUUUGCAAGAGAGGUUGUAAAAGAUGAACUCAUAAAGCAUGCGGCUGACGGUCUUGGUAAAGUGGAUUAUGCACUAGCAUCGGGUGGGGGUUUUGUUAUGAAGCAUUCAGAAAUCUACAACUUAGGGAAGCGCACAAAUUGGUUUUAUGACAACAGCCAGGUUAAAGUUCACCCAGAUGCAGAGAGGAUGCUUAGACCUAGUUUUGGGGAGCCUGGUCAGUGUUUUGCAUUGAAAGGAAACAGUGGUUUUGUAGAUGUUGGGCUCAGAACUGCUAUAGUUGUUGAGGCUGUGACUUUGGAACACGUUUCUAAGAGUGUUGCAUACGACAGGUCUAGUGCUCCUAAAGAUUGCAGGGUUUCAGGCUGGCUGAGAGAGGGAAAUAAUAAUAACAAUGGGGAAGAGAAGAAGAUCCAUUUUCUGACUGAAUUCACAUAUGAUCUUGAAAAGAGUAAUGCUCAGACUUAUGAGGUGUUGGAAUCAGCAGGUACUAAUGUUGUGGACACAAUAAGAUUAGAAUUCACGUCAAACCAUGGAAGUCCUGCACAUACGUGCAUAUAUCGGUUGAGAGUUCAUGGCCAUGAGCCCAGCAGCUCUACCUUAAUGGUGUCAGCACAGUAUUGAACUCGGUUUUUGCAAUAUGUUUUUGAUUUCUCGUUAUGAAACUAACUGUAGUUGUUUGGAGUGUGUUUGUAUGGAUAAAACUACGAUUAUGUGUAUUGUGGUUAGAAACUUUUGUGUUAGGCUCUCAGCUCUUUUAUGUUCUUCUGGAAAAAUCUGUCUGGGAAAUAUAUAUAUAUUACAUCUCAAGUGUAAUGUGGUCCUUUUGUAAAUCUUAUUUAUUCAAUUCACUUCAA
Molecule: messenger RNA, 1838 nt
Organism: Impatiens glandulifera
Lineage: Eukaryota; Viridiplantae; Streptophyta; Magnoliopsida; Ericales; Balsaminaceae
Product: SUN domain-containing protein 1-like
Exons: 3
Coding region: 232-1605 (457 amino acids)
Biological process (GO): nuclear envelope organization
Cellular component (GO): nuclear envelope
Molecular function (GO): protein-membrane adaptor activity
Source: RefSeq, a predicted model, not a curated record